Molecule: messenger RNA, 346 nt
Organism: Staurois parvus
Lineage: Eukaryota; Metazoa; Chordata; Amphibia; Anura; Ranidae
Source: the annotation of a GenBank genome assembly
CUAGGCAUGCAGACUGCUUCUACAAACAUUUGUGAAAGAAUGGGUCGCUCUCAGGAGCUCAGUGAAUUCAAGCGUGGUACCAUGAUAGGUUGCCACCUGUGCAAUAAGUCCAUCUGUGAAAUUUCCUUGCUACUAAAUAUUCCAUGAAUCAAUCAAUAGUACCUCCACACACUUUACUAACUGCGAGCAGCUGCAUCCAAGCCUUACAUCACCAAGUGUAAUGCUUCGGAUGGGAUGGGUUCUCUGGAGUGACGAAUGACGCUCCUCUGGCAAUCCGAUGGACUUGUCUGGGUUUGGCGGUUGCCAGAGGAAUGUUCCUUGCCUGACUGCAUUGUGCCAAGUGUAA